AUGGCUUCUCUACCAAUUUCUGGAGGGUCUUGGGACGAAGAAGAAGAUAUGUUACUAGCAAUGCAGCUAGCUGGACUAAGCAUUAUCCCUUACGCGGUAAACACUGCUAGAGAAUUAGCUUUGUUCGAGAUUAUGGCUAAAGCCACACCCUCAUGGACCCAUCUAUCACCGUUGGAUUUGGCAUCAAAGGCUGCACCGAAAAAUCCAGAUGCUCCAAUGAUGAUAGAUCGAUUGCUACGCCUCCUUGUCGCAUAUUCGGUGUGCACUUGUAGGUUGGUGAAAGACGAAGAAGGAAGAGAGUCUAGAACAUACGGAUUAGGGAAAGUUGGAAAGAAGCUCAUCAAGAAUGAAGAUGGAAUUUCAAUUGCACCUUACGUGCUUUUCCAAUGUUCACAAACCAAGGGAGUUGUAUGGUAUGAGAUUGUAUAA
Arabis nemorensis is the source of this 429-nucleotide messenger RNA. The record is from the annotation of a GenBank genome assembly. Lineage: Eukaryota; Viridiplantae; Streptophyta; Magnoliopsida; Brassicales; Brassicaceae.